Messenger RNA from Acyrthosiphon pisum (pea aphid), 3333 nucleotides. RefSeq names its product microprocessor complex subunit DGCR8-like. The coding region runs from base 181 to 2121 and encodes 646 amino acids. The record is from RefSeq and is a predicted model, not a curated record. Gene Ontology annotation, molecular function: double-stranded RNA binding; heme binding; primary miRNA binding. Gene Ontology annotation, biological process: primary miRNA processing. The transcript has 3 exons. Gene Ontology annotation, cellular component: microprocessor complex. Lineage: Eukaryota; Metazoa; Arthropoda; Insecta; Hemiptera; Aphididae.
CCUCUCCUCUUGAGAAAGCAUUUCUAAAUCAAUAUUCAAUAGUACGUAUUGUUAUUGUCCUUAUGUUUUAACUUUUCAAGUUUAUACAUUUCGAGUAAUAAGUGUGGCUACCAAGUGCGCUGUUAGAGGCUUCCAUAAUCCAUAAAGUUCUAUAAUAACAGCUCGAUUAAAAUUUUGAAUAUGCAAUCUUCCGAUCGUCAAGUUUACUCGGAUUCUGAUGAAAGUUUAGAUAAUUUUCGUAGAAAAAAAACUAAAAUAUCAGAUAUAAAAGGAAAAUCAUUUGAUAGAGAUAUUUCGAUUGAUGAAAGUAGUCAAAAUUAUGAUGACAUUGAAAUGGACAAUUAUUUUGAUCACAAAAAUCAAAAUUUGGAAAAUAAUCAGAAUGUGUCUUCUGGAGUAUCUGACGAUGAUGAUUAUAACAUUAAUGACUAUGAAGAUAGUGAAAGUGAAGAUUAUGUACCUAUUUCAGAUGGUGAAUUUGAAUUAGAAAAGUAUGUUACAAAUGAUACAAAUUCUAAAACAGAUGAAACUGAUGGUGAAUCUGUCAAAGAUGUUAGUGUUGGUGUCAAUGAUUAUAAUAAUGAUGGAGAAAGAAUGACUAAAAAUUAUAAACACAUUGGUGUAGAUGAUGGGGAGCUAUAUGAUUUACUAGACAAACCAUAUAGAGGAAAAAACAAACCUCACAAUGAACAUAAUAAGAAAGUUGUUACUCCAGAUGACUACCAAGAGCAUGAAAAAUAUGUGUUGGAGCAAUUGAGCAAAAAUCAUUUCGAUAUUUUGCCUGAAAAUUGGAUUGAAACAAUUCACAAAAGUGGCAUGCCUAUUUAUUUACACAAGAAAAGUAGAGUUGUAACAUUAUCAAGACCUUAUUUUUUGGGACCAGGAGAUCCUAAAUCACAUUUAGCACCGUUGUCAGCAAUUAGUUGUUUAAAUUAUCGAAAAGGUCUUGAGAAAAAAGAAACUAUAAAAAAUGAACCCAAUUUUCAUGUUAGUAAACUUGGAGAUUUGAUUAUACCAAAUGCCAAAGUGGAGACUGCACAAGAAAAUAUUAUUAAAGAAUCUUUAUCACAUGAGGAAUUACGGGAAUAUUGUAAAUCACUAUUUAAGUUCAAGGUUGAAGAAGUUAAAUCUCUAAAUAAAACACCAAAAGAACAAAAUAUAAAAACAGAAAUUUCUAUGCUAAAAAACAUCAAGGAAAGACCUUCGCUUCCGGAUAGUACUAAAUUUAUAUCAUUUCCAUUUCAAACUAAGGACCACAAUAAACGAUAUAAUCGUCGCCGAGAAUGGAUACUGAAUCCAAAUGGUAAAAGUUAUGUGUGCAUAUUACAUGAAUAUUUACAACAAGCAUUGAAAACCCAACCUUGGUAUGAGUAUAAAGAACUUGAGAGUACAGAAACACCUUAUUCUGCAACUGUUGUGCUUAAUGAUGUUCAAUAUGGUGUUGGUUUGGGUAAUAGUAAGAAACAAGCAAAACUUAAUGCAGCCCAAGCCACUCUAGAUAUACUCUUACCUGAAAUAAAAAAUAAAAUAGAUUCAAAUAUCAAAAACCAACGUGAUCCAGUAAUAUUUGAUCAAAUUAAAGUCACCGACCCCAGAGUUACUGAAUUCUGUGCUAAAACCACAGAACCUAGUCCGUAUGCUAUGUUAUUAGUGUGUUUGCAGAGAAACUUUGGUGAGUGUGAAAUAGGUAUUGAAUUUAAAUUGACCAAUCGUCAUAGGAUGCUAAAUCAAUGCACAAUGACUGUUGGUAAACACACAGCUUCUGUUGCUUGUAAAAAUAAAAGAGAUGGCAAACAAAAAGCUUCUCAAAUAAUACUGGGUUUAUUACAUCCACAUAUUGAUAAUUGGGGUUCGUUGUUACGGCUUUACGGUAACCGGAGCAUUAAGAAUGCUAAAGAAAAAAAACAAGAAGAACAAGAAAUCACUCAGCUCCAGAGUAAAGCUGCUGCGAAUCAACCAAACUUCGCUAUACUAAAUAAACUUAAAGAAGAAAUGUUAAAAAUUAGAGACCAAAGAAAAUUAAAAGAAACUAACGAAAUGUUAGGAUUAUCUCCGACAAUGCUUGCUACAACAUGUCCAUAUACCAUAGUAAAUCCAUCAUCAUCCACAAGUCAUAACUAACAAAUACUUUUGAGUAGUUUAUUUUCUAUAUGCUUAAGGGGGAGGGAGGCUCCAUACUACUGUAUUCUAAGAAACAUAUAUUAUAAUUUUUAUGGGCAACAUCUUAUACCCACUUUCGGCAAUCUGCCUUAUUGUUGUAUUAAGGCGAUUAUACUCUUAGUAUUUUUUGAUGUAGCGUUCAAAAUGCUCAAUAUUGAACCAGCGCAUUUUAAUACGUUUUUCCCUUGUGUGAACAUGGUCAUAUGUAGAUAGAUGUUUAAUUUUGAGCGUUCAAAAUAAUGUAUUAAAAACGUUAGGUGUGUAACCACCUAACAAUUUUUUAACAUUGUUUAACAAAAAAAAAAAAAUAACGUGCAUUUUUGAGGCCCCCUUUAGUUUAUUAAAUACUUUGUAUAUUGGUUUUCAAUAUUUGUAUAAUUUAUUAUAUUAACCUACUACCUAAACUAUAGUACACACUCCAUAAAAAUCAUUAAGUGUACUUAAUAAUUUUAAGUAUAAAAUAAAUAUAUCAGAUAAAAUAUGUAAGUAUAAUGGUAGAUACUAUUACUAUACCUACCUCUAUACAAUUUACAAAUGUUUUUUUAUAUUUACUUACUAUCAACACACAAUUUGAGAUAAUAAACUUGUUACGAUUAUUUUCAAUCAUAAUUCAUAGUAAUACACAUGUCAUAGUGAUAUAUUUAUAAUGUAUAGCAAAAAGUAAUUGAUUAAGCUCUUAGAAAAUUUGCUAGAUUUAGUAUAGAUAUAAGAUUGUGUUUUAUGCCUUAAUUAAGCACAUAUCAAUUCAUAAUAUGGAUUUUUUUUUUAUGUGAUUGUAUUCAAACUAUAUAAGAUAGAAAAUAAGAAAAUAAUGUACUUGGUUUUUUUUUUUUUUUUUAAUAUCAUCGCCUAGCGUGAAAAACCUCCUAUGUGCAAAAAAUCGCAAAAUGACAUUUUUAUAUCUCUGAAUUCUGAAAAAAUACGCUAUCUAGUGAUAAAUAUUUCAAGCUUUUUGAUGUUAUAAAAACAUUUUAUUCUUCAAAACAAUAAACCUCCUAUGUCUGCUGUAUAGAAAUUGUUAUCUGAUAUACCUCCCAAGUGCAUAUAGCGGAGGUUUGUCACACUGUUGGCUUGUACGAAUUUUGCACAUUGGAGUUGUAUCAGCUGGUGUUGAAUAGGAGUGAAAAUAAUCUUUAUUAUUAUUAAAAUUUAUAAUUAAAAAUUGUAAUUAAU